Cotesia congregata is the source of this 396-nucleotide messenger RNA. Lineage: Eukaryota; Metazoa; Arthropoda; Insecta; Hymenoptera; Braconidae. The record is from the annotation of a GenBank genome assembly.
UGCAAGGAUUGGGUUCAAAUUAUCGGAGAUUCUGAUUUAUUGUUCCUAACAAUAGAGUUUCUUUCGGCAAAUCGAUUUGUCUGCAGCUGUCAUUUUAAUAUCAAUGACUAUAAAAUUCAGUUACGCAAGAAACUGAAAGAAAAUGCGAUUCCGUCGAUUUUUGAAGAAGAAAUCAUUCCUCUAAGUGAAGAACAAAUGAAAGAGUUUCCAUUAAAAAAUGUAAAAAUCAUAAAGACUGAUGCUAUUCUAGAAGAAGUACCGGCUGAAAUUCUGAAAAUCGACAGAGACAAUUUGGAACCGAAUGUUCCUUUAGCAAUCGAGUUAAGUCCCGCUAACUAUUGCGAAAACCGUGUCAUAUACGGUGCUCCAAAAAAAAAAAACAAAAACGUCGAUUAA